Molecule: messenger RNA, 540 nt
Organism: Heterostelium album PN500
Lineage: Eukaryota; Evosea; Eumycetozoa; Acytosteliales; Acytosteliaceae
Exons: 3
Coding region: 1-540 (179 amino acids)
Biological process (GO): nucleocytoplasmic transport; activation of GTPase activity
Cellular component (GO): perinuclear region of cytoplasm; nucleus; cytosol
Molecular function (GO): GTPase activator activity; small GTPase binding
Source: RefSeq, a predicted model, not a curated record
AUGCAUGCCAUCGCCGAGUUGAUGUCGCGCGACUCCACUCUGCGCGAACUCAAUCUCGCUACCAACAAGAUAUCGGACGUUGGAAUGCUAGAGUUUGGCGCUGCUCUUGCCUAUAAUAAUCAUAUACAGAUACUGGAUUUGAGUAGGGUCUCAACAACAACAAUAACAACAACAUUGGUAACAUCGGCAUCGGCAACAUCGGCAACAACAAGACCGGUAAGAGUCCACUGUCUUACUCCGUGCCGAAUCUCGAGCAAUUCUCAAGUGGUAAGAGCACUCUUUCCAACUUUGGUUUGGUUGAUUCUCGAUAGUAAUCGUGUUGGCGACGAAGGUGCCAUCGCACUCUCACAGGUCAUUGCAAACAACCCACCACUUCAAACGAUUUCCCUCGUAUCCAAUCUCAUUGGAGAGUCGGGUGGUCGUGCCAUUGAUGCACUCGAUCUCAACUCCACUCUCAAAUCUAUUUUCAUUGCCAACAACGAUAUUUGUGAUAACAUAAAAGAAACACUUGAAGCAAUUCCACAAUGCACAGAGUCAUAA